CAGACCGUUUUAAUAUUAUUUACAUAUUCGAUUGGUUGCUUGGCGCGUAAGGCAUACGCUUGGUGGUAUAACAUAAACUCUGCGCAUUUGGAUAAAAGCAAAAGGGCAGUAAUUCAAAGAAAAAGUGAAAAGGAUGAAUUGUUGUGCCAUUGUUGCAGUAGUUGCAGUAGUAGUGGCGCUGGCUGCCGACAGCAUUUUCGCUCAAGCAACACAAUCGGCGGCUGGUUUGGCGCUUGAUAUGUACGAUACGUGCCUGAAGGAUUUCAACACAGACUGCGUGAAACCUAAAGCUAUGCAUUGGUUCAACGUUGCAGUGAAGCAAAAUGAAAUCUUAUUAACUGAUCAGUUAUCUCUUGUUCGCACUGGUGGUGCAGUAACCAACAACGAACAACGCAGCUUACAAACUGAGGAAAGAAUAUUUGAGAAUAUUGAGAAUUUCCUAAACAAUCAUGCCCUACGCUUUAGAGCUCCCGAAUAUUUCCAAAGUGCAGAAGGCCGCUCGUUAUUGCCUGAUUUCCUUAUGAACAGUCCCCUAACUAAUGGCGCAAUAAUUCCCUUAACGGAUGCAUCUAGCAGUGAAAGUCGAGGUUUUAUGCGUAAGGCGGUAUUACCUUUUCUGAUAGGUUUGAAACUGAAAACUACCGUUUUGGUGCCGUUGGCUCUUGCCUUGAUCGCUUUAAAAACUUGGAAAGCCAUGACCUUAGGUCUAUUAUCCCUCGUAUUAUCUGGCGCUUUAGUGGUGUUCAAAAUAACAAAGCCCAAGAUUGUUAACUACGAAGUGGUGCAUUAUCCUCAUCAUGUUGAUCACAUUGAACAUUUGCCACAUCAUCAUAUCGAACAUAUUGUGCCACAUCAUCAUCACGUCGAACAUGUCGUACCGCAUCAUGUGGAGCAUGUGGUGCCACAUCAUGUCGAGCACAUUGUACCGCAUCAUUUGGACCAUCAUCUUGAUCACCAUUUGGAUCUACCCCAUCACGUUGAUCACGUUGAGCAUUUGGAACAUACCGCACCCGCUUGGGAACCGCAUACUUGGGCUCGCUCUUCGCAGGAAAUUCACGGCGAUGCCCAGGACAUGGCUUUCGCUGGCCAACGGAAGCGUUAAUUGCAUAUACCUUCCCUUCGCUUUCGUAUUUACCUCUCUCUCUCUCUCGUUGUCUCUCUCACUCUCUGGCUCUCUCUCACUUACUCUCUAUCUGUCUGUCCCUC
Molecule: messenger RNA, 1206 nt
Organism: Glossina fuscipes
Lineage: Eukaryota; Metazoa; Arthropoda; Insecta; Diptera; Glossinidae
Gene: Osi18
Exons: 3
Coding region: 134-1102 (322 amino acids)
Source: RefSeq, a predicted model, not a curated record